This is a messenger RNA of Botrytis porri, 549 nucleotides long. RefSeq lists its product as uncharacterized. The transcript has a single exon. NCBI's taxonomy places the organism in Eukaryota, Fungi, Ascomycota, Leotiomycetes, Helotiales, Sclerotiniaceae. Bases 1 to 549 code for a protein of 182 amino acids. The record is from RefSeq and is a predicted model, not a curated record.
AUGGCACCCGCUCUUCGCAGCGCUGCUGCAGAGAAAUCUCGCCCUCGCAAGGAGGCUGCUGGAGUCAAGAAAUCUUCCCCCCGCAAGGAGGCUGUUGCAGUCAAGAAACCUCGCCCCCGCAAGGAGGCUGUUGCAGUCAAGAAACCUCGCCCCCACAAGGAGGCUGCUGCAGUCAAGAAACCUCGCCCCCACAAGGAGGCCAAGAUGAGACUCGACGACAGCAUCGCUCGCUGCCCCGGCGGUACCCCAGCAUACCAGCACAGAAAGGAGUUCCUUCUCAUUCGUCCCUGUUGUACCGAGGGCGAAGUCAUCAUGGCACGCGGGGCCGAUUACAAGCCACUGCGCACCUACAGAAACGUCGAGGAUGGCAAGAAGAAGCCGGUCCGCCUUACUCGGGAAGAGUAUUGCGUGAUUCGAGAUUGGCGUAUCCGAAACGGGGUGGCUCCCUUUAGAGAGCCAAAGUUUGACACCAAGUGGGGUUGGAACCAUGAAGACGCGUGGGAUGUCUAUUACAUGACUCACACCGAUGAGGAUCCAGCCCACCGUUAG